Molecule: messenger RNA, 1716 nt
Organism: Aspergillus niger
Lineage: Eukaryota; Fungi; Ascomycota; Eurotiomycetes; Eurotiales; Aspergillaceae
Exons: 7
Coding region: 1-1716 (571 amino acids)
Biological process (GO): lactate catabolic process
Cellular component (GO): mitochondrion
Molecular function (GO): D-lactate dehydrogenase (cytochrome) activity; D-lactate dehydrogenase (NAD+) activity; FAD binding
Source: RefSeq, a predicted model, not a curated record
AUGAAGGCCUGGCAAACCAACUAUUACUACCUGCGUGCCUGCGGGCGGCGAUCAUCAUCAAACGCCUGGAGUGUCGCCCAACGACCAUCCUCACUAAGAGUCAGGGGGGGAUAUCAACAUCGAGCAAACUAUGCAACUAAUCCGCAACACCCCCCGAGGCAGCAGUCGACCACGUUGCCCAUCCUGGGGACGAUUGUCGCUACUGCGGCUGUCACGCUCCUUGCGUCUGAGGCUUGGCGCGGAAGGACGGCCAACAGACCCGAAGAUGCUAUUAGAGAUGUGCAGUCCGGAUCAAAAUAUGCGGAUGUUCCGACGAUGCUUCGGGCCGUCGAGGAGAUUAAGACAAUUAUCAGACCCGAUAAUGUAAGCGUGGACGCCGACGACAUUGAACUUCACGGAUACUCCGAAUGGUCCACGUCCAACACCACCGCACGACCAAUUGCAGUCCUUAGUCCAGCCACCACGGAGGAAGUAUCCGCGAUCGCUAAAAUAUGCACCAAGUACAAGGUUCCUAUGGUGCCGUUCGGCGCCGGAUCAAGCGUCGAAGGGAACUUCGCUGCUCCCCACUCGGGUGUUUGUAUCGACCUGUCACGGAUGAACAAAGUCAUUGAGCUGUACGAUCAGGACAUGAAUGUGACGGUUCAAGCAGGUGUGCGAUGGACCGAUCUAAACGAGGAGAUCAAGUCUACUGGGCUGUUCCUACCCAUGGACCCCAGCCCUACUGCGUAUGUGGGAGGAAUGGUCGCGACCAAUUGCAGUGGCACGAAUGCUAUGCGCUACGGGACGAUGAAGGACUGGGUGGUUAAUCUCACUGUCGUGCUUCCGGAUGGUACAGUGAUCAAGACGAAACGGCGACCGCGCAAGUCUUCUGCUGGGUAUAAUCUGAAUGCACUCUUUACUGGAUCCGAAGGGACACUGGGGAUCAUCACGGAGGCUACGCUCAAACUUGCGAUCAUUCCUGAGGACAGUAGUGUUGGGAUUGCCACAUUUCCCACGUUCGGUGACGCAACGGCCGCAGCAUCGAAGUUGAUCCGUGAUGGGGUUCCCCUCGCUGCGUUGGAAUUCAUGGACGACGUGCAGAUGAAGAUCAUCAACCAGAACGGUGGUGCAGGUGGAAGAUUCUGGUCCGAAGCGCCGACACUCUUCUUGAAGUUCACCGGAUCCCGCCCCGCGAUUGACGACAGCGUCCAACGCACCAAAUCCAUCCUAACCAACAACAAGGGCAAUGAGCUAGUGUUCGCAAAGUCCCGAGAGGAAGGUGAUAACUUGUGGUCUGCGAGGAAGCAGUCCCUCUGGGCCAUGCUGGCUGUGAGACCCGAAGGAACCGAAAUCUGGUCUACGGAUGUGGCUGUACCGAUCUCGCGACUGGCUGAGAUCGUUGAGCUAUCAAAAGCCGAGUCCAGUGAUCUGGGCCUGUUCUCCACGGUUCUAGGACAUGUCGGAGACGGCAACUUCCACCAAGCCGUGAUGUACAAUCCCCAGAGUCCCGAGCAAUAUCAGGCUGUCAAGGCGUGUGUCUCGAGAAUGAUGAAACGGGCGCUUGAAAUGGAGGGAACGAUUUCUGGCGAACAUGGCAUCGGAUUAGGAAAGAAGGCCUAUCUCGAGGAGGAACUCGGUACACCGACGAUGCAACUAAUGAGAGGACUGAAACGCAGCGUUGAUCCUCACUGGCUCAUGAACCCCGGAAAGGUCUUUGACGAGCACUAUGAAGGAUAG